Molecule: messenger RNA, 2087 nt
Organism: Meloidogyne enterolobii
Lineage: Eukaryota; Metazoa; Nematoda; Chromadorea; Rhabditida; Meloidogynidae
Source: the annotation of a GenBank genome assembly
AUGGCUAUAUUCUUUCACCAAUUACUUGAAGAUUGUUCUCAAUAUGGAAUUCAAGAAUUCUUUUGGGGUGGUGCUCAUAGAGGCCGUUUAGCCUUACAAAAUGUUCUCUUUCAAUAUCCUACUGGUCAAUUAUUUCGUAAAUUAUGUGGAAUGAGAGAAGCUCCAGAAAAUAUUUUUGGAAUUGGGGAUGUUUCUUCUCAUCUACAUUUUGAUUUUAAUUACAAAACAAUUAAUGACAACAAUGUCCAUGUAAGCACAUUACCAAAUCCUUCACAUUUAGAGGCAACAAUUGCUACACUUUAUGGGAAAGCUAGAGCUAGGGCACAAACUUUAAGAAUAGGCGAUUAUGGUGGUCAAGUUGUUGGAGAAGGUAUUCUUGCCGUUCAUCACCACGGAGAUGGUGCUUUUACUGGACAAGGAAUUGUUUGGGAAGCUCUAUCGAUGUCUCAAGUACCGAAUUUUCACAUUGGCGGCUCUAUUCAUUUAAUUGUUAAUAAUCAAUUAGCUUUUACUGCAGACAAAACUAUUGGACGAUCAUCAAUUUAUUGUGGAAAUGUUGCUUUAGCUAUUGACUGCCCUUUAAUUUGUGUUAAUGCCGAAAAUAUUUUGGAAGUAAUUAAAGCAGCAAAAAUAGCUUUAAAAUAUCGACAAAUUUUUAGAAAAGAAAUUUUUGUUGAAUUAAUAUGUUAUCGAAGGUAUGGACAUAAUGAAUUGGAUGAACCUAGAUUUACACAGCCUAAAAUGUAUAAAGCUAUAGAUAAACAAAAAUGUUUAGUUGAUUGUUUUAAAGAAGAAUUAAUUAAUGAUGGAAUAUUUACUGAAGAAAAGGCGAAUUUUGUUGUAAAAGAAUAUUUAGAGGAAUUAAAUGAAAUACUUUUAAAUGUUAAUGAAGGGAAAAUACCUCCAAUAAUUGAUCAUUUACGUGGAAAUUGGAAAGGAUUUAAACAAGCGCCUAAAUGUGUUACUAAAUGGAAUACUGGAUUUAAUAAAGAAUUACUUGAAUUAAUUGGGGGUACUUCUGUUAAUGUUCCCAAUGAUUUUUCAAUUCAUCCAACUCUUGAAAAAUCACUUGUUAAUUCUCGACUGGAAAAAAUCCAAAAUGGAAAUAUUGAUUGGAGCACAGCAGAAUCUUUAGCAAUCGGUUCUGUACUUUUGCAAGGUUUUGAUGUUCGUUUAAGUGGUCAAGAUGUAGGUAGAGGAACUUUUAGUCAAAGACAUGCAAUGCUUGUUUGUCAACAAACUGAUAAAGUUUAUAUUCCUUUGAAUAAAAUACAAGAAGGACAGAAAUGUUUUCUUGAGAUAGCUAAUAGCCCUCUUUCGGAAGCAGCCGUUGUUGGUUUUGAAUAUGGUUUUGCUAUUGAAAACCCUAAAAGACUUGUUAUUUGGGAGGCUCAAUUUGGUGAUUUUUAUAAUGGUGCUCAAGUACAGAUAGAUACUUUGAUAGCUAGUGGAGAAAGUAAAUGGUUUUUACAAAAUGGAUUGGUUUUGCUUUUGCCUCAUGGUUUUGACGGGGCUGGUCCAGACCAUAGUAGUGCUCACAUUGAACGUUUCCUUUCUCUAACCGAUAGUAGCGAAUCUCAAUUAGUACCUGAUGGGGAUAAUGUAAAUAUGAGGAUAAUAACACCAAAAUUACUUCUUCGGCAUUCAUUUUCUUCUUCGCCAAUUGAAGAUUUUAUUGAAGGAACAAGUUUUCAGCCUGUUUUAUUUGACAAAACAAUAAAAGAAAAUAAAAAUAUUAAAAAGGUUAUAAUCUGUUCUGGAAAGCAUUCCCUCACACUUUUUAACGAAAGAAGUAAAAGAGAAAUUUGUGACAUUGCAAUUGUUCGUUUGGAAGAAAUUUGUCCUUUCCCAGUUGUUGAUUUGACUAAAAUUUUUGAUAUUUAUUCUAAUGCUAAAUCUUUUAUUUGGUCGCAAGAAGAACCAAGAAAUGCUGGAUGCUGGCCUUUUAUUCAAAAUAGAUUUAAAAAUGCUUUUGGGAUUGAACUUAAAUAUGCUGGUCGUGCAGAACAAGCGUGGAUAGCCACUUCAAUUGCUGAAGUACAUGAAAAGGAAGUUUUGGAUAUUUUGGAAGAAACAUUUUCUUAAAU